This is a messenger RNA of Echinops telfairi (small Madagascar hedgehog), 1176 nucleotides long. RefSeq names its product LDL receptor related protein 11 (gene LRP11). NCBI's taxonomy places the organism in Eukaryota, Metazoa, Chordata, Mammalia, Afrosoricida, Tenrecidae. The transcript has 8 exons. Gene Ontology annotation, molecular function: protein binding. Bases 1 to 960 code for a protein of 319 amino acids. The record is from RefSeq and is a predicted model, not a curated record.
AUGCCAUCCGUGGCUGUGAUUCCCGCCGGCGCCCGCGCCCCCAUCGCCAAGGACCAGCAGCCGGGCCCCCACGAAAAUGAUGAGCCUCCACUCAGCAAGGCGGGACAGGAUGUGGUUGUGCAUCUGCCCACGGAUGGAGUGACUCUGGAUGGCCGAGAGAGCACGGAUGACCACGCCAUCAUCCAGUAUGAGUGGACGCUGCUGCAGGGCGACCCCUCGGUGGACAUGAAGGUGCCGCACUCGGGGACGCUGAAGCUGUCCAACUUACAAGAGGGCGGAUACACCUUGCAGCUGACCGUGACCGACACCGCGGGCCAGAGAAGCUCCGACAACGUCUCGGUGACUGUGCUGCCCACGGCUUCCUUCACGGAAGGAUGCCUGAAGGUCUGCUCUCGCUACCACUUCUUCUGUGACGACGGCUGUUGCAUUGACAUCACUCUGGCCUGCGAUGGAGUGGAGCAGUGUCCUGAUGGGUCUGAUGAGGCCUUCUGUCAAAACCUAAACCUUGGCCGCAAGAUGGUGACUCACGUGGCAGCUGAUCCUACCCAGACAAGAACCACAGGACUGAGUGAAGGAGCAAGGGGCCUCUCCUUGUUGGAAAUGAACCAGAAAGCCACAGCCCCAAAUCAGCCACUGGCAGUAUCAAACACAGAGAAGAAGAAUGAUUCCAUAUCUCGGGGGCCAGAGGGUGAAGUCAGGCCUGUUCUGCCAGAUGGUCAUCUCCCCGGGAAGAAGAGAAAAGAGAAUUAUAUCUUUGCGUCAAAGAUCGAUCAGGGAAGGAGGGAACACCCAGCUCCCGAAGCAGGUGCAGUGCUGCCCCUAGCCCUGGGCCUGGCCAUCACGGCUUUGCUGCUGCUCAUGGUGGCCUGCCGGCUACGGCUGGUGAAGCAGAAGCUGAAGAAAGCUCGCCCCAUAACAUCUGAGGAAUCCGACUACCUCAUCAACGGGAUGUAUCUCUAAGAAACCCGAUUGCAAUAGCUUGGGGAUUUGAGGGCCAGUGGUGCCCCCCUUCGCGCCCUGCCGGCUGGUACAGGCCAGACACCACGCAAGAGGAACUCCUCAUCGGGUGCCUGUCACGAGGAGCCCAUUCCGGUUGUUUUUCUCGUUUUCCUUAGGAAAUGCAAGCUUCUAACAUCACUCGAACACCAGAAUCGACAACAUUUUCUUUUCAGAUUU